Molecule: messenger RNA, 2323 nt
Organism: Chironomus riparius
Lineage: Eukaryota; Metazoa; Arthropoda; Insecta; Diptera; Chironomidae
Source: the annotation of a GenBank genome assembly
UUGUAGAGAUAUACUCCGUAUGUACAAAUACUUAUUAAAUCAUCAUUCGUAACGUAUUCUUUCAACGUGAAAGACGUAAUUUUGUUCGCUUUCGCGCGCUAUAGUUUUUCUUAUUAGCCAAAAUAAAUCCUGUGUGUUAUCAAAAUAAAUAAAUACAAAAUAUUAGUGAAAUUUGAAUGUGAGAAAAAAUUAAUCAAAAAAUAAACAAAACAGAAAUUGCAUUAAACAUUGGAAUACAUCGAGUGAAUCUAAUUCAUUUCUGUGAAAAUCAAAAAGAUAUAAAAAUUACAGUUUUGUGAAAUCUGAUAAAAAAGAAGUGAUUUUAAAGUGAAUAAUGUCAACAAUUCAGUUGUUGUGUAAAAGUGAAAACAAUAUGAACAAUAAUAACAUCUUUCAAGCAUCAAAUCAUUUAAAGGAAAUUGAGCAAGAAACAAUAAGAUUAAAACGCGAAGAAGGUGGAGGUCAAAUCAUAAUUCAAGCAAUGGCACAGCCACAACAACUUCAAAUUCAACAGCAAAAUGGUGAACAACGACAAAUGGAUCAUGAUGAGAAAAAGAUGCGUCGUCAAAUUGCCAACAGCAAUGAACGACGUCGAAUGCAGAGCAUUAAUGCUGGUUUCCAAAGUUUACGUCAACUUUUGCCGCAUCAUGAAGGCGAAAAGCUUAGCAAGGCUGCAAUUUUACAACAAACAGCGGAAUACAUUGAUCGAUUGGAACUUGAGAAGCAACAACUGUUUGCAACAAACCAACAUCUGCAGAGAUUGGUGGAUUCAAUGGGUGGCACUAACAACAAUAAUAAUAAUAAUAAUAAUAAUAAUGAGUGUCCACAGCAACAAAUUAUACAGCAAAUUACCUCAUCACCAUCAACUGGCACCGCUAUAAAGAAACGAAAAUUGGAUCAAGUCAUGACCGUUCAGACAAUAUCCGAUUCAUCUGAUGAGGGUCUUGGUUCGAUGUCACCUGAACCUGUUACACAAAUGAUUUUCCAAAAUGGCACGAAUGCGAGCAGUACAAUAACAAAGACACAUUUGGUCAGUGCAAGUGUCACAACGAUCAAUGUCAAGGACUAUGUUAAUUUACAGAAUCAAAUGGAAACUGAGCGACGUCAUCGUUUACAAUUGGAAGAGCAAUUGAAGCAAUUGGAAAUGCAAGUUUAUUCGAGUCAACAUCAACAACAACAGCAGCAGCAGCAACAAGUUCAACAGCAACAACAGCAUACGCCACAACCACAACAAAAUUAUCAACAUCAAGAAGAUAUGGAUGAGGUUGAUGGACAACAUAUGGACAUGAAUGGUACAAUUGAGGAGAAAAUCAUUUUACGUCAACCGGAUGGACAAGAUAUUCAAUACAUUGGAACCGUACCACAUUCAUCGCAAUAUGUUGUUGUCAGUACGAGUACACCAGGCUCAUCGCCUAAGCAUAUAACGAUUGUUAAUGAAGAUGAUGACAAUUCUCGUACCUUAUCGUCAGAUGAAUUACAUAAGGAGGAUGAUGUUAAAUUGGUAUUACGUAAAUUGAGUCCUAAGCUCCAGCAAAUCAGAAUGCCAAGUAUUUUGGAGCAAGCAAUAAAGGCUGAACCAAAAGUUGAAGUUGAGCGAAUCAAUUCGCCAUGCAUAAUGCCAAUGAUUGAGGAGAAUGUAGGAAUUCAUUCGCCACCUAUACAUACACAACGCAUCACAUCCCCGCCAACAUCAGCUGUUACAAUUCGUACAACUUAUCCAAAUAAUAGUCACCAGCGUCCAAAUUUGGAGACAAUUGUUGAGGCGAUUCGUCAUUUAGAAGGUGAUGCAUUUGAUAUGGAUGAGGAGACUGCAACGACGACAGCAACGAUAAAGCCACAUCAACAUCAGCAACAACAGCAUGUUAUCACCCAAGAAGUUCCAUUGGCACUAACGACGAGCAAUAAGUAUCAACAGCAGCCGACGAAUGGACAGGUUAAAGAGCCAUUCAAAUUCCGUCAAAGUGCAACCUCACAAUCGGGUUUACCAACAUUCGUAAGUGUGCCAUCUCAUCAACAGCAGCAGCAACUGAAAGUUCAACAAUAUCAACAGCGACCUGGUGUGAUUGUCGUGAAGCAAAACUCUUGAUUAUUAAGCGGCACCGAACGAAUUGCAUCAUCGAUGAAAACGAAAAUGUUGAUGAAAAUGCACCGACAACAGCUGGCCGAAAAGGUUACAGCAAGAAAGUUAAUCAAGUAAGUUUUUAAAUUCUCUUUCUUCUUCACACCUCAAGAAUAAAAAAAAAUGAUGAAAAAAAUUUAUAAAAAAAAAUAUGAGUUUAAAAAUAAGGAAACACAUGCUACCUACCUAAAAACUGGGUGACCU